Molecule: messenger RNA, 2223 nt
Organism: Peniophora sp. CBMAI 1063
Lineage: Eukaryota; Fungi; Basidiomycota; Agaricomycetes; Russulales; Peniophoraceae
Source: the annotation of a GenBank genome assembly
AUGACCGCCACUGCACCUGUAACGACGUUUGAGAGCGAUCCACCCGAGGCGCGGACAUGGGCACAGCAGAAUACACUUCCAAAGCUACCUAUACCACCGUUGGAGGACACCUGUAAGCGCUAUCUGAAAGCGCUCGAAGGCCUACAGGAUCCAAAGGAUCACGCGCGUACCAAGGCGGCAGUCGAUGCGUUCUUGCAUGGAGAAGGCCCGAAGAUACAGGAGAAGUUGUUGAAGUGGGCGGAGACGAAGGAUAGCUACAUCGAGGACUUCUGGUACGAAUCCUACCUAUCACACUCGGACCCGGUAGUCCUGGCUCUGAACCCAUUCUUUGUGCUUGAGGAUGACCCCACGCCGGAUCGCGGCUCUCAACUACCUCGAGCUGCUUCUCUCGUCGUAUCUUCUCUUGGGUUCAUCCACGAUCUCCGCAAAGGUAUCCUGGAUCCCGAUACUAUUCGCGGCAAGGCAUUGGAUAUGAGUCAGUACAAGCGACUAUUUGGUACCGCCCGCAUUCCCACCGAGCGCGGCUGUAGGAUGGAGUCGGCGGACGCACGGCACAUUGUCGUCUUGCGGCGAGGACAGUUCUAUUGGUUCGAGGUGCUCGAUGAGGAUGAUCUCCCCGUUCUCACCGAGCGGGAGGUACUUCAGAACUUCCAAGCUAUUGUAAACGACGCGGAUCAACUGCCAAAGCAUGAGGUGUCAUACAACUCCAUCGGUGUUCUUUCAACCGAGAACAGGAAGGUCUGGGCUGGCUUGCGGAGGAUUCUCUCACAGGACCGUACAAACGCUUCUUGUCUUAAAAUCGUCGAUUCGGCCUUGUUCGUUGUCUGUCUCGACGAUGCUGCUCCUAGCGGCCUCGCGGAGUUGUGCAACAACUAUCUAUGCGGGACGUAUGAGAUGAGCGAUGGCGUUCAGGUCGGCACCUGCACCAAUCGUUGGUACGACAAGUUACAGAUCAUUGUGACAGCCGAUGGCGCUGCGGGCAUCAACUUCGAGCAUACCGGCGUUGACGGGCACACUGUACUCAGGUUUGCCGCUGAUAUUUUCACGGAAGGCUUAAUGCUGCUAGCCCGCUCAAUCAACCCUUCCGCUCCAACCCUCUUUCACGCCCCACUCUCCCCGCACGCAAAGUCAUACAAGCGCAAACCUGGGACAGCAUCGCCCAAAGACCGCAUCGACACCUCUCCGCGCAAACUGGAGUGGAAGCUACUUCCCGAGCUGCGCGGCGGUAUCCGGUUUGCGGAAACCCGCAUAAGCGACCUCAUAUGCCAGAAUGAUUGUCAGGCGCUCGAGUUCCGGGGCUAUGGCAAGAACUUCAUCACAACCCACGGAUUCAGCCCGGACGCCUUCGUACAGAUGGCCUUCCAAGCCGCGUACUUUGGCUUGUAUGGUCGCACGGAAUGCACGUACGAGCCUGCAAUGACGAAAUCAUUCCUUCACGGACGUACGGAGGCCAUCCGUACCGUGCAACCGGAGAGCGUGACCUUUGUCAAGACGUUCUUCUCUGAGGCUUCGCCCGAGCAGAAGGUCAACGCCCUUCGCAAGGCGUGCGAGCGCCAUGUCAAGCUCACGAAGGAGUGUAGCCAGGGGCUUGGCCAGGACCGUCACCUGUACGCGCUCUAUUGCCUUCUCCAGCGCGAGGCGCGUGAAGGAACACUCGAGCCGUCUCCCGACGAUCCUCCGCCGUCGCCCACCUCCACGACCUCCAGCGACACUGCCCCGCGCUUCGUCCUUCCCGCGAUCUUCCGCGAUCCAGGCUGGGCACAGCUCAACACCAGCAUCCUCUCGACGUCCAACUGUGGGAAUCCCGCCCUGCGACUCUUCGGCUUCGGCCCGGUUGCCGCUGAUGGCUAUGGCAUCGGGUACAUCAUCAAGGAGAACGGCCUGUCGGUGUGCGCGUCUAGCAAGCACCUGCAGACGCGCCGCUUCCUCGAUACCCUGGCGGGCUAUCUUCACGAUGUACAGCGCAUCUUGGUGUCGCUCAUGCGCGCGGCCAAUGAGCGCGCGGCGCCAUUCGUUGAUCAUGCGGGCAUCCUCCGCGAUUCGAAGACAGGUCGACCGAUCAAUGGCGUCGUAGACCAUGAUCAUGACGACGAUGUUGAGCUCGAAGAGACUAUCUCCGGGUAUUCCUUCUUCGAUAGUCACGAUGUCGACCUUGUUGGCCGAUCGCGCGGGCGCGCUAGGCACUUCAGCGUCGGCAAGGCUAUACCGAUGGCCGAGUAUUGA